AUGGCCGGUAAAUCAGCGACUUCUGGGGCCUCAUCCGCUGCUUCCUCAUCAACGUCUGCUCCAUCGACCCCGGGCCCUUCGACACCUCGCAGCUCCGACGUGCAAGAUGCUACCCACGACGCUCAUUUCUCCCUCGUCUCCAACGAGGCUCUCGGCACCUCUCUGAGGGAAGGACCCGCCCCGGACCUCAUGCAGAAUCGCCAAACUCUUGCUGAAUUCCGCCAGCAGGAGGGCCCCGCGGUCCGUUCGGCCAAGCUUAGGCAGAUGUGGUCCACGCUUCCGCGCCUGCCCUCUGUUGAUCCUGAUAAGCCGACAGAGGCUCAGCGCAUGCGCCUCCCUGGUCAAGAUACGCCGACAGCUUUGAGCCCGGAACGUGCCGAACGUCUGCGGACCCUCUAUCAGGAAGAACUCGUCAAGCGGUGUGGAGAGAACCGACCGGACGCUCUGUUAUGGGGCGGUGCCGAUGACCUUCAACCGGGAGAGGGCGACGAGUUCCGUGAGAAGGGAAUAUCGUGGAAGUCUUUCCGGAAAUAUCUCUGGGACCAGGAGCGACAGCUGUGGGACAUGUUCCAAGAGCUCGACAAGAAUGGCGACGGCGUCCUGGACGUCGACGAGAUCGGCGCCGCCCUCAAUCGCGCUGGUGUCGACCUCUCACCGACCAUUGUCCGCGACCUUGUCCACUUCCUGGCUGGCUCCAGCAAGGGGUCAGCUGUCUCGUUCCAGGAGUUCCGUGACUUCUUGCUGAUGCUUCCCCGACGAGCGACUCCUCUUGAGAUCUACAAGUUCUACCAGGUGCACAAACGGUUCAGCGAUGGCCGCGGUGCUGCUCGAGUCAACAUGGACGGUGAUCCCAACCCGUCAUUCCCGAAGGCGCCAGGAGAUCCUGAACACUCGACAGCUGAGGGUUUCUUACAUCCGCAACCGCGACACGACGAGAUGCCCGCGAACGACGACUACGACGACAUUAUCGACCUUGACGAUGAUGAGGAGUACGAUGCCGACUACCACAAGCAUGACGCUUGGCGAUUCCUGUUGGCCGGCGGCAUCGCUGGUGGUGUCUCGCGAACAGUCACAGCACCGUUUGAUCGCCUGAAGGUGUAUCUCAUCACUUCGACCGCGCAUCCAGAGGGAGGCAAGCCAUCACCGUUCCGUGCUCUUCAGAAUCUAGGCAACGCCGUCCGUCUCAUUUAUAAGGAAGGAGGAGGCAUCCGAGCGUUUUGGGUCGGUAACGGACUGAACGUCGCGAAGAUCCUCCCAGAGAGUGCUAUCAAGUUCGUAUCAUACGAGCAAAGUAAGCGCUUCUUCGCCAAAUACUGGGACAAAGUCACGGACCCGGCCGACAUCUCGUCUUCGUCGCGCUUCAUUGCUGGCGGUAUUGGAGGUAUCACGUCCCAGCUCUCCAUCUACGGACUCGAGACGCUCAAAACUCGCGUGCAGUCUGAGCUAGGCCCCAGCCGAGGAUGGAAGCAGGUCGUGAACACGAUGAAGAUUAUGUGGCGACAGGGAGGACUCAAGUCUUACUACCGAGGUCUGACUCUUGGUCUCGUUGGAGUGUUCCCGUACUCGGCCAUCGACAUGGGAACGUAUGAAACUCUGAAGACGACAUACUGCAAGCAGAUGGACGUCGACGAACCACCAGUCUACGCGGUCUUGUGCUUUGGAGCUCUUUCUGGCUCUAUCGGAGCCGCCACUGUAUACCCGUCGGGAAGUUCUGGUCACCCUCAGAAGUACACCGGCUUCAGGGACGUUCUGACGACCACCUUGAAGAACGAGGGCUGGCGAGGACUGUACAAGGGUCUGCUGCCCAGUAUCCUGAAGGUUGGACCCGCCGUCGGCGUGUCAUGGAUUGUAUAUGAAGACGCCAAGCGACGACUUGGCGUCUAA
Messenger RNA from Trichosporon asahii var. asahii CBS 2479, 1884 nucleotides. Its product is annotated as carrier protein. The transcript has 2 exons. NCBI's taxonomy places the organism in Eukaryota, Fungi, Basidiomycota, Tremellomycetes, Trichosporonales, Trichosporonaceae. The coding region runs from base 1 to 1884 and encodes 627 amino acids. The record is from RefSeq and is a predicted model, not a curated record. Gene Ontology annotation, molecular function: calcium ion binding; ATP transmembrane transporter activity. Gene Ontology annotation, biological process: transmembrane transport.